Molecule: messenger RNA, 977 nt
Organism: Panonychus citri (citrus red mite)
Lineage: Eukaryota; Metazoa; Arthropoda; Arachnida; Trombidiformes; Tetranychidae
Gene: veli
Product: protein lin-7 homolog C-like
Exons: 2
Coding region: 127-738 (203 amino acids)
Biological process (GO): neurotransmitter secretion; protein localization to basolateral plasma membrane; maintenance of epithelial cell apical/basal polarity
Cellular component (GO): synapse; cell-cell junction; basolateral plasma membrane
Molecular function (GO): protein binding
Source: RefSeq, a predicted model, not a curated record
CAACAUAAAUAUUUACCUUUGGUGUUUUGAAUGUUUUCUUGAUUAAUUAAUUGUUUUUUUCUUUUCUUUUGUUUUAUUGGAGUUUUAAGUUGAUUAUAUUUAGUGUAUUUAGAAUCAAUUUCAAUCAUGGUCUCACCUGGAGAGGAACUUAAUUUGGAGAGUGAUAUUAAAAGAGCAGUUGAGUUACUUGGGAAGCUUCAACGGACCGAGUAUUCUGUCUGGAUGGGUUCCGAUGUUGAUCAGAAUAAAUUGGCUGCUCUUCAGAAGAUUUUGGAAUCUGAUUUUUUCAAUGCAAUUCGUGAAGUCUACGAACGUGUCUAUGAAACUGUCGACAUCACUGGUUCACCCGAUAUCAGAGCCUCUGCUACAGCAAAAGCUACGGUUGCAGUGUUUGCUGCAAGUGAGGGUCAUUCUCAUCCCAGAAUUGUUGAACUACCAAAAACUGAUGAAGGUCUUGGUUUUAACUUGAUGGGUGGAAGGGAACAAAAUUCACCAAUUUACAUUUCACGAAUCAUUCCUGGUGGAGUUGCCGAUAGACAAAGUGGCCUAAAACGUGGUGAUCAGUUGAUUUCCGUCAAUGGGGUAAAUGUAGAAGGUGAAGAUCACGAAAAGGCUGUUGAACUUUUGAAACUUGCCCAAGGAAAAGUGACUCUGGUUGUCCGAUAUACACCAAAAGUAUUAGAAGAAAUGGAAAUGCGAUUUGACAAACAACGAAUGGUUCGUCGAAGUAAAAAUUAGUUACCAAACAUUGACCAUUAGCGCGAUUGAGACCAAUCAAAAUGACCAAAUCUGAUUAAUUCCAUCAUCCUCGCCUCUCAUCUCACGUUUUUUUUAUUAAUCACCAAAUCCACUGUCACAUCAAUUCUUCCAAGUGAAUCAACGUGAAUCAAUUACCUUUACAAUUAACUCAUCCUCCUUUUCGCGUGUAUAGUUAAUUGUCAAAACACUUCUAGAUUAAAAAUCAAAUUUUCUAACAA